Trichoderma aggressivum f. europaeum is the source of this 1068-nucleotide messenger RNA. RefSeq lists its product as uncharacterized. The transcript has a single exon. Gene Ontology annotation, biological process: proteolysis. The record is from RefSeq and is a predicted model, not a curated record. Gene Ontology annotation, molecular function: aspartic-type endopeptidase activity. The coding region runs from base 1 to 1068 and encodes 355 amino acids. NCBI's taxonomy places the organism in Eukaryota, Fungi, Ascomycota, Sordariomycetes, Hypocreales, Hypocreaceae.
AUGAACCAGGAGUAUUACGGCAUGGAGUUCGAAGUAGGCAAUCCCCCUCAGCCAUCUUUUCUUAAAAUCGAUACUGGUAGCCCCACGAUUGGCUUCAUCUCGCCGCGCAGCAACAUGUGCCUGCGACCGGAGGCUCCGUGUGAUGCUCUGGGAACUUACGACAACCUCACUUCGUCAACAGCGGUGGUGGCAUUCCCAGGCAGCUAUCCCAACUACAGCGAUGGCCUGCUCGACGGCGGCAGAGGUAUCUUCGUCAAUGACACGCUUCGAUUUGCGGGCGUUUCCGUUGAUGGCCUUGUUCUUGGAUCGACCGAUAGCUUCAACCUCGAUGUUCGGCUGUCGCAGUCCAACCCGUUUGCAGGCAUCAUGGGCUUGAACGCCUUGUGCUUCACUGGACCUCGGUGUGACGUCUACCCGACUUUGGUUCAACAGCUUUCGGACCGUGAUAUUCUGAAGACUCGUGCGUUCAGCAUCUACCUAGGCCAGGAUGAACCGCACGCAACUGGCCAUCUUCUCCUGGGCGGUGUGGACGAAGCUAAGAGAGAUGGGCCCGUCUUCACACAGAAACUAGACUCGCCAUGGGAGAUUGAGUAUUCGUCUUUUACACUGGACAAGGGUGGAGAGAAGAUGGUGUGGCCUAUAGAACCCGGAAAUACAGUCAGUUGGGACACAGGCGCGGCCUAUUUUGGUCUUCCGACAGCUGUGUUUAACGCUGUUGCCGCCGUCCUUGAGCUUCCCGCAAACGUCACCUCGACUCAGGAUCCGUACGAGGUGGACUGCAAGCACCGCGACAUUGUUGACACCGUCCUUGAAGUCGGAUUCCCGGGCGACGGAACCAUCAAAAUACCCGUGGGUCGCCUGGUCACAACGCUCGACUCCGGCAAAUGUGUCACUUAUGCACUGAAUGGAGUUGGUGGCUCAGGGGAGACGGAUUUUGCAACCAACUUUGGAGCGCCUUUCCUUCGCAGCGUUUAUGCAACUUACAACCUGGACACUCUGGAGCUGACUUAUAGCCAAGUGAAGUAUACAGAUGAGGAGCGGAUUGUGGCGAUUUCCGCGGCUGAUUAG